GCGCGCGCGGCGCACGUCCCCCUAUAUAAACCGUGCCGCCCUUCCUGAUUCAAUCAUUCCCUGCUCUCGCUCCGUGCAGUGCAUAUCGCUCCUGCUCUCGCACCCUGUAAAUACGUAGACGUAGUUCGUUUUUAGUUACGUACUAAGUUAAUAUGUGUCUCGCUAAGGAAGAAUCACAAUCGCCGAAGAAGGAGGCUCAGUCGCCUCGUUCGCCUUGGAUGAAGCUCUUAAAUAGACAGGGCUCAAAGCCAAGGCUGCCACGAAAGGUGACUAGCUCUACGCGAGUGAAUCUUAACAAGUGCUGGUCGAAAUUGGGUGAACUAAUCUCCAAUGCGGCGCCACGCACUGACCUGCCAUCGCAUAAGACUGCUUAUCUCGAGGAACCGGUAAUAGUGCCGUUCUCUGAGUACUUCUAUCCAUUGGAUCCGGUAAAACCGGUCACCGAAGACAACGACAAUGCAGAAAAUCAAAACAUACUCAACUCCAACCGCUUCGAGCUCAUCUCUGACGAUUCAGAGAUCAGUGACAACAUGGCGAACGAAGUUCGGGAAAUCUGCUACACGGCGACCAAGUCUAAUUGUUUCGUAUGUAAACUUUGCUAUUAGUUGCUCCAUCGGUCUUCCGUCUCUAUCAGUUUUAAUGUUUGGUACUAAUGCAGUGAAAACAAAAUCAUGUCUUCCAACGUUAGAUUAAGUGAGUGCUGCGUUAGCACGCCCGUGUCUUCCAUUAGACUUAGUGACGAAUUAUGGCACCGUAGCAUCAUCCAAUGCAUGUGAUUGUAUUGUGUGAUCUGUAGCGUAAGUGAUAGAGUUAUACGGAUGAUCUUAUCGUGCCAUAGUUCAAAGUAAAUUAGUUGUUCGUUGUAAUGUAACAGUAAAUUGUCACAUCAAGUUUUGGUAGACAGCUUUAAUGCAAACUGCACUGUAAUUAUCUAGCACCUCUGAAUCUUCUGUUUCAAUUGUAACAUCUAUUUUUACUUCAAUCCAACGUCUUCCAUUAAUUUUAAGUGAUUAUCUGUGAUACGAAGUGUACGUGAAGCUUUAAUUAGAAUAAGUAAAGAAAUAUUAUAUUGUAUACUUUAUAGUGUAGUAUCUAAUGCAAUAAUUUGUCUUUAGUUUUAUGCACUUUUAAUAUUUCUUAAGUUAUGAAGUUAGCUUUAGCUUUUAAAUUAUUGCAUUAGAUACAAUAGAAAAAAUCUAUAUCGAAAGCUUUAAUUAGUUUUAAGUUAGUUAAGGUCUCCAUUAUUAUCUCUUAGUUUUUUCUUAUUUUUUGUCAAUUUUUUUAGAAUUAUCCUUAAUCGUGUUAAGCUAAAAUGGGCCGAAUGUGCCAAUCUUAUUUUAAGGUUUGCUUUAUUGGAUUCUUUAUUCUUGGUUUAAUUUAUAAUUUUUAGGUUAAUUAUGACCAUUAUGUGCCUUUUUAGUGUGGUCUUUGCCUUUAUGUAUAAGUUAGUUUAAAAUUAUAAAAUUGGUAUAAAAGUAAGUCUUAUUGUAAGUAGAUCGUAAGUUUAGUUUAUAAACCAUUUUGUAGACUGAUAUUGGUAAGAACAAGACUUUCGUUUGAUCUCUGUUUAAUAAAUAUACUUUAAUAAAUA
Molecule: messenger RNA, 1591 nt
Organism: Colias croceus (clouded yellow)
Lineage: Eukaryota; Metazoa; Arthropoda; Insecta; Lepidoptera; Pieridae
Exons: 2
Coding region: 153-605 (150 amino acids)
Source: RefSeq, a predicted model, not a curated record